GUUUAAUGUCGAGGAUAAAUUGAUGCUGUAAAUGUAAUAGACGUAAACUCGACAUCGAAAAAAGCUGAACGCGCAGUGCUGUAGCUAUAGAAAACAACGUAUGAUCCCAUAACAACGGUUGACGUCAAACCAGGAAAACCGAAUAUUCUUUUGGCGAACUGCGCAUGCGCCGCUCCAUGGAGUGGGGAGCUCCUUUUCCGGGAAGAAGAGCAAGCGGCGAGCAGGAACCGGAGUCGUUCUGUUUGGUGUUGUAAAAUGACAGCCAUUACGAUUUCGCCGGCUACACAUGGAAUUAUUCAAGUUAUAAACGAAAGCAAUCUAUGUAAAAUCGAGAGCUACCUCAAUGACACGGCGUACAGAGAAUCCAUCGAGAAUGCCUCGAAUUAUAAUAGUCGACUGUGCAAGGAACGACGGCUACGAAUGCCUUUCCUCGACUCGCAGACAGGUGUGGCGAUGAACCAUUCAGCACUGUUUAUGUCAGCGAGGGAAAGGCUUCCAGGUUUAUUGCACGGUCAAAUAUACACGUAUCCUAGUAAAAGAUGGCGAAAGAAACGGCGUCAAUAUUUGAUGCAUUACUUGCAUCCAAAACGAGGACCAAGAGGAGACCCGGAAGACUGCGUCGAGGGCGUAGAAACUGUGACGCAUGUAAACGAUGAAAUCAAAGAAUCAGUUGUUCUUAAAGUUUUUCCAGAGGAACAUCAUAGCAAAGAUGCUUGGUACUACGACGAGCAGGACAUGUUGGAUAUGGACACAUACGACGAACCUGAUCCUGAAAGCGACUACGAUUACGAAGAGAGCUACAGUAGUAAGAGGAAACGAAGGAAACCACGCGGUGCUGGUCAUCAUCCUACACGAAGUCACCCCCCUACCACAGACAGCCCUGGGAGUAAGCGUACAAAGGGUGGGGGACGUGGGCGGAAAAAAAACAACUAUGACGCUGCUGACACUGAUAAGCCAUUCGUUUGUGACCUAUGCAGCGCACGGUAUAAAACCAGACCUGGUCUGGUCUACCAUUACGGUCAUUCCCACUCUACUUCCUCCGGUGAUCCUGCUAAGGAACUAAGUCCCAGUCCUGCCGAAGUUGAACCUAGGAGCGUUGCAGACACCGCUGCUUCGAACCAGCCAGGUGGUACACGUCGGGGUCGUCAGAACGCAACCUCAUCGAGUACUUCGAGUCCCUCUCCCGCAGCACCUUCCGCGUCCGCUGCGGGAGCGUCCACGCAGCCUCAGCCGCAGUCGCAGCAGCCCCAGCCGGCCCAGCCUCAGCAGCAACCGUCGCCCCAGCAGGCGCCCACGCAACCGUUGCCUCCUGCCCAGGCGACGGUGGCGCCUCUCUCGCCCACCGUUCCACCAGCGAAGGAAGAUCUGCCGACCGCCUCGUCGCCCGGCACCGCCGUUCCUUCGCCGUCCUCGGUGAGGACGGAGGGGCCGCCCACCCCUGGAAACAAUGAAAAAAAAGCUGGCAAAUCAGCCCAACCUUCCCCGUACUGCGACUUCUGUCUGGGCGACGCUAGGGAAAAUAAAAAAACCGGCGGAUCCGAGGAAUUGGUCUCUUGCAGUGAUUGCGGUCGCUCAGAUUUACGGAUACACAAGACGACGCAAGUUGCAACGCGCACGUACUCGACGCUAGGUUUCCUUGUUAUGUCAUGUUACGUCCGUCACGUCGACGAGCGAUACAGAGAUAGGCGAUUAAUUUUACGGUGCGUCUAAUCAACCGAGAAUGCAGCGUUCUCCGUGCAGAACAAUUUUCUAGAUGGUCGUCGAGCGUCACGCCUCGGUUCUGUGUCCUUUAACCCUCGGAGGACUUCUGGAUCGCGAGCAUCUUUCAAAUACUCGCAACUUGUUCUUUUUUGCUUCCUCUAAAUAUCAACGGUGGCUUCGUACAGUUGCAACAAAUUGUAAAUAUCAAAACGUGAGAUAGUACUCGUGCAUAAUUGAUCUCCAAAUUUCAGAUUCAUCCUAUCCUUUUAUAAAAAUAUUAAAUUAAAUAAUUACUUAUAAAAAUAUUAAUGAUUCGUUACGUUUCACUCGAUGUAAAUGGUUACUUUUGCAGAUGUAAUCAUAAUCGUUGCGAGAGUCGAUUCGAAUCUAAUGAAAUUUUCAUUCUGCAGGAAUCUCGAAUGACCUCAGAAGUCGUCCUAGGGUUAACCGUUCCCCGUACACUUUCCAGUCUUUGCAAAAGAAACGAAACGGAGAAGGUGUCGCAAGAUUUUUAGACCAGAGAUGACCAACUGGAUUAGUUGCGAGCACGACCAACCGCAACGUUCGAUUCGUCCGUAACGACGGAAGAUAUUAAUUUGCACGAGGCUAUUGGCCGUGCGCCAUAACUAAUCGCGUUGAUCAUCCUCGUCUUAGAGUAUCGUUAUAAUUUGCCAUCCGGUAGCGGCCAUGCGACGAGAAUAAAUUCAAAAGGUGAAUCGCUGUCGUAUCUCCCGGUACUCUUAAAUAUUUAUCGUAAGAGAAACUCACAUGGUAUAGUAUAAGAGAGGCAGGAAACAAAAACAAAAAAAAAGAAAAAAUGAUGAAAACGAAAAAUACGAAAAAAUACGAAAGCAUGCAAAUAGUUCCUCCUUGUUAUAUAAAAAUCGAAGACUUGUUAUUAGGCAAUUUUUAAUUAAGCAAUACCCAUGAGGCUUACAAAUCUAGUAUUUAAGUAACACUAGUUAUAUAUAAAUAUAUAUAUAUAUAUAUAUUAUAUCAUAUCAUAUGUAUAUCAUAUAUAUAUGUAUAUAUAUAUAUGAAAUGUGAUACGUUAUAUGAGUUGUGUGCGUGUGUAGAAGAAUGAGAAAAAAGUGAACGAGGGAAACAGCGUGAAAGUGAACGAAUGAGAGAAUUUUUGGAGAUUAUGCGAGUGAGAGAGUGUGCUGGUCCGCGACGUUUAUAUUGUGCUGCGCAAGAAAGAACGUGAACUAUUCCAAGGUACGCACCGCUAUUACUUUACCACCUUUACUAUUCCAAAUAAAAUAACAAUAUGUUCAAGAGGUGACAUCAAAAGAAAUCGCAGAUAUCAUAAAAUAAAACAUUCUGUGCGGAAACAUAACAAAA
Molecule: messenger RNA, 3045 nt
Organism: Hylaeus volcanicus
Lineage: Eukaryota; Metazoa; Arthropoda; Insecta; Hymenoptera; Colletidae
Gene: d4
Product: zinc finger protein DPF3
Exons: 10
Coding region: 256-1710 (484 amino acids)
Biological process (GO): nervous system development
Cellular component (GO): nucleus; nBAF complex
Source: RefSeq, a predicted model, not a curated record